Molecule: messenger RNA, 1434 nt
Organism: Fusarium verticillioides 7600
Lineage: Eukaryota; Fungi; Ascomycota; Sordariomycetes; Hypocreales; Nectriaceae
Exons: 4
Coding region: 124-1263 (379 amino acids)
Source: RefSeq, a predicted model, not a curated record
GCGACAAUGGGAAUGACGACAUGACCUUCCUUUCUUUGCUCAAGAAUACCUUAUCUAUUGACACCAUUAGUGGGACUGUCUGUCUUUCAACUCUUUCAUUGCCAAAAUCACAGCCUGUGCAAUAUGCCACCUCGAAAACGACCUGUAGAGGAAAUCACCAGCAGCCGGCGAAGCUCAAGGAGAAUCUCCACCACUAAAAGUCAAUACUUCGAAGGCAGUGAGGAUACAGAAGAGAGUGAUGCGCCACCACCAAAGAAACGUGGAAGACCUCCAAAGAAGCCGCCUAAAAAAGAAGAAUCCGAGGAACCCUACGAAGAUGAGCUAGCUCAGGAGCCAGAAGAAGAGGAGGAGGAGGAGGAGGAUGAUGAUGAUGACGAAGAUGAUGAUGAGGAUGCGCCCCCUAAAGUUACCAUCAUUCCAUUGGAGAAGUUGAGAGACACAGAUGGUGUAGAAUAUGAAGAUUUCAAAUUGCACAAGAAUACCUUGUUGUUCUUGCGAGACCUCAAAGCCCAUAACCAGAGACCUUGGCUGAAGUCGCAUGACGGAGAAUACCGUCGCGCUUUGAAGGAUUGGAACUCCUUUGUUGAGUGCGCAUCCGAAACCGUUAUAACAGCUGAUGAAACGAUCCCCGAGCUUCCCAUCAAAGACGUCAUUUUUCGAAUCCAUAGAGACAUUCGCUUCAGUAAAGACCCUACACCAUACAAGCCUCACUUCUCCGCUGCUUGGUCUCGAACUGGUCGCAAAGGCCCGUACGCCUGUUACUAUAUUCACUGCGAGCCUAAAAGGUCUUUCAUCGGUGGUGGGUUAUGGUGUCCCAGCGGCGACCAAAUGCAGAAACUCCGCGCAAGCAUUGACGAACGACCAAAUCGAUGGCGCCGCGCACUCAAUGACGAGGCAUUCAAGCGCAUAUUCUUACCAAAAGCUGCCAACAAAUCUGAUCCCAACGCGGCGCUCCUUGCUUUUGCAGAAAAGAACAAAGAGAAUGCGCUUAAAACUAAGCCAAAAGGUUUCACGGCAGAACAUCGUGAUAUUGCGCUACUCAAGUUGAGGAACUUUACUGUUGGAACACAGAUAGACGACAAUAUCUUCUGCCGGGAUGAUGCGCAAGAAAAGAUCAGCGAGAUUAUACGUCCCAUGGUUGGAUAUGUUUCAUUUUUGAAUAGCAUUGUUAUGCCGGAUCCUGGCCAAGAUGAUGAUAGCGAUGAAGAGGAAGAUGAAGGAGAAGAAGAAUCUAACGAUGACGAAGACAGCAGCGAGGACUAGUGAAAACUCAUGGCUAUGGUACACCCAUUCGAUAAAAUCUAUGUUUAGGGAUGAUGCAAGCGGAUCUAACUGCCUAUUUAUAUAAUCAUAUGCUGUAUCAUUGUAUCUAACACAAAUCAAACAUAGCAACGCUAGGGUCGUGAUCGCUGACCUCACCAGCCGUAUUCUGCC